This is a messenger RNA of Scleropages formosus (Asian bonytongue), 1271 nucleotides long. RefSeq lists its product as uncharacterized. NCBI's taxonomy places the organism in Eukaryota, Metazoa, Chordata, Actinopteri, Osteoglossiformes, Osteoglossidae. The record is from RefSeq and is a predicted model, not a curated record. The transcript has 3 exons. Bases 29 to 1141 code for a protein of 370 amino acids.
GCCCCCAUUUCUGUUGUAGCAAGAAGACAUGGGGCGCUAUAGAAGACUAACCCUGAAAAGAUGCAAGAAAAAAGGGAGUUUGGAUAGAAAAAUUUCUUAUAAAUGUGGAAGACGUAAACAGAUUCGUAUGUUUACACCACGUACCUUCAUCAGUCAAAUUAAUCAUCAGCAGCGGACCUUCGGCCACGAAGACAUUCAGCAGAGACGAAGCAUUUUUGAAGAAUGGAGCGACUCAGUGUGUCAGAUUUUUAUGGGAGGCGACCCUAUAGGCUCAGGAUUCUUGUUCGCUCAUAACUAUAUUCUAACAAAUGCCCAUGUUGUCAUGGAUUACCGCAGUAAUUCAGAUACAUUUCUUAUUAAGUUUGCCUGUGGGAUUUCAAGAAAUGUUUACACUGAAGGGCGAGUUGUUACUUUCUAUUUCGGUUAUGACCCGUUUGGGGAUUGGUUGGAUUACGCUUUACUGGAGCUGUGUCGAGAUGCCAUAUUACCUGCUCCGCUCCUUAAGUUUUACGCUCCCCCUCCAAAGCAAGGCCAAACUUGCAUUAUUGGUUAUCCCAGUGAAAGGGGCAAGCGUGCAGAGUACAGUCAUAUAAAUGAAUUAGAACUGUACGAUGCUGACAACGUAAAUAUCCCAAAAAUACUAAUUUACCCAACCAGUAUGCUUCACGGAUCCUCUGGGUCACCUGGUUUUGUAGAUCGAAACCUGGUAUUCAUGCAUACUGGGGGCUUCCCUUACGGAGAUAAACUGAGUGAAAUUCGGUUUGGGUGUGGCAUUCCUCUCAGCUUAGUAACAUGCAAUAUUUUGCUGUGGAUCACACAGAAUGAGGAUGAUUCACAGCUUUUUUUGCGUUUUAUUUCUGAAGCUUUUCGGCAUUCGCCGAUUCCCCUCGUUGCCGAUUACCUUCGGUAUCUGGUGGAUGCAUUCCCAACCAUGCCCGGCCUCCCUUGUAAAACUGAGAGACUCUGUCGCGUUCUCCGUCAGAAUAUUUCAGCAGAGAACUUGCAGGCACUUAUGAAUCAACUAGCAGGCGAUACGUACGACGAAAAGCUUCGCUGGAUUCUCUCCGAAUUACAGGAUACUUGCGACAAACACCACGAUUCUGAAGAUCCGGAGUGUGGUACACCGAUGGAGAUUGAUUAAUAUUACUAAAAUUGCAACACUGUAAAAAUGCAAUUCAGAAAUAAAACCCUUGGAGUUAAUCACCCAGUAAUAUGCCUCCUCUUUGAACCCCCCUGCUGCAGAAUAUUUGAUUAUACGACUUCCCACAACC